AUGCUGAACCCCCAGAAUUUGGUGACUGCCUAUGGACUAGCAAGGAUGCAGGAGGAAAAUCUAUCAAUCAUGAGGAAAUCCUGGAGGCCUAGUGCUAUGGGACUUCAAGGCCGCAGCCCAACACCAAUUCAGUCCAGGGCUGAAAAUAAACCAGGACCUGGCUAUAAGUGUGGAGGACCAAGGAUAUUCUUGAUAGAGGAAGUAGAUGAGGAGGUGGAGGAGAAAACUUGUGCCCCUGAAGAUCUGAUUGAUUUAGGAGAACCUCCGGAAGAAGGCAAUGAGGAUAUUGGCAUAUCGCUUCAUGCAAUCAUAGGGAGUCCCAAUCCUAAAACUAUGAGGGUAGAAGUUAAGCUAAGUGGCCAUAACUUCGUGGCCUUAAUUGACACAGGAAGUACACAUAAUUUCAUACACCCCAGGGUAGCCAGGAGGGUAGGGAUGAAAGUCCUAAAACACAAGCCUAUCAGGGUGAAUAUUGCAGAUGUGAUGAUGGCCGUAAUUGCAGAUUUCAUGCUUGUUUUUCUUCCUGCUCCCACGGUUUCUCUCCGUUCACCACUAGCAGGAAACGCUGGACCUAUUGCAAAGUUCUUCCACAACUGCCCUGAUAAUGCAUUCCAGGUGGCUCUCGCUGGAACUUCCUAUUCACUCUUACAGAGAUUAGGUGCUAUAGCGCGUAAUGGAGCGAAGCUUUUUGUUGUUGGCACCGCCUCCUCACUGGUUGGUACCGCUGUGACAAAUACCUUGAUCAAUGCACGGAAAACUGUGGACAAGUCUUCUGCUGGUGAGGUUGAAAAUGUACCUAUUUUAUCUACCAGUGUUGCCUAUGGUGUCUACAUGGCAGUUUCUAGCAACCUCAGGUAUCAAAUACUGGCUGGUGUUGUUGAACAGCGCAUCUUGGAACCUAUGCUACACCAGCACAAGCUCAUGCUAGGUGCACUUUGUUUUGCUGUUCGAACAGGCAACACGUUCCUGGGUUCAUUAUUGUGGGUGGACUAUGCUCGCUUGAUAGGAAUCCAAAAGGCGCAUGAGGAGCACAGGGAAUGGACUGAUUAGUUCUAGAAAUGUUGGCUUGUCUGUGUUUAAAUCGCUUGAAGUAGGCAUGUCAAUUCGAGUUUUUUUGGUUGCUGAACUACCGAAGUUUCAUGAAAAUUUGUAGGUAGUCUCAGUUUCUCUAUGAUUCUUAAAUGUAAUUUUUUCCGUUCUCAUUGUUGGUGUCCAGAUUCGGACACAAUUGCUGGUAAAUUUGAACUAUCGAAAGGGGAUAAAGGAUUGCAGGAAUAAACAUUUUGAUGUGAAUUUUUUUUUGUUGGAAUAUCAGAAAUAGAAAAAGAUUACCAUUCUUGACA
Populus euphratica (Euphrates poplar) is the source of this 1343-nucleotide messenger RNA. RefSeq lists its product as uncharacterized. NCBI's taxonomy places the organism in Eukaryota, Viridiplantae, Streptophyta, Magnoliopsida, Malpighiales, Salicaceae. Bases 1 to 1050 code for a protein of 349 amino acids. The transcript has 9 exons. The record is from RefSeq and is a predicted model, not a curated record.